Vicugna pacos (alpaca) is the source of this 1638-nucleotide messenger RNA. The record is from RefSeq and is a predicted model, not a curated record. Lineage: Eukaryota; Metazoa; Chordata; Mammalia; Artiodactyla; Camelidae.
ACAUAUUGGGAACCCAGGGGUGAGUGUGAUCUCAAGCCCUAGAACCAGGUGGCUCAGGCACUUUGCCAGUCGACGGACAUGAGUGAAGAGAAGGAAGAGGCCUCGUUCAGUAUACUCACGAUUUAUGAUGACCCGGAGGAGAGGGGGAGUGUGCCAGAAAGCCCUGGCAUUUCCUCUCAGCAUGAACAUCACACACAAUCUCAGCUGGAUGAGGUGUGUGGUCCCCUGCAGCAGCUCCCUGGCUCCCUGGCACAAUGUGGGCCAGUUUUUCAGGAGGUGAGCUGUGUGACUCCACAGCAGUGGGUCCCCCAGGCCCUUGACAGAUCUGAGCUGCAGGUCCCUUGGUUCUCUGAGGUGGAAUCAGAAGAAGCAGAGCCUGGCCCCAGAGGGCAGGGCAGGCUGUCCCCGCUGUGGGUAAAGGCAAGUCUAGGCUAUGACCCUCUCCUGGCCACCCAGCCUCCCAUUCCAGACGAAGCAGUGGUCAGGCAGAGGACUCCACGUGGGUCCUGGAAGGUUGGCAAACUCCACCACGGAAAGAAAGUCUAUGCUGUGGCCGUCAGCGGCUCUACUCACCACGUGUACACGUGCGGCCAUGGCUACAUCAGAGUGUGGAACGAGAGUGCCCUGCACGCCUGGGACCAGGCCCCCCAGGCCCAGCUCAACCUCCAGGACCAUCAGAACUGUGUCCUCACCUGCAAGCUGUUCCCAGAUGAGCAGAGGUUGAUCACGGGGGGUCUGUCCCAGACCCUGACUCUGUGGGACCUAGCACCCACCCCUCGCAUCAGGGCACAGCUGGCCUCCACGGGCCCCAUGUGCUAUUCCCUGGCCAUCUCCUCCAAUGCCCAGAUCUGCUUGGCUUGUUUCAAAGGAUUUGUUGAGAUCUGGGAUUUGCAGAACCAAAUCUUGAUCAGGAAGCAUGAAGUCCCCAUCUAUGGGUCCCGAUGUGUGGACAUCACGGGCAAUAAGUUCUGGACGGGAGGCGAAGACACCAGCCUGUAUUCCUGGGACCUGAGGAGCUACCAGCGGCUGCAGCAACAUGAUUUACAGCAUGAGAUCCUCAGCAUCACGCAUGACCCCAGUGAGGAGUGGUUGUUAGUGGGCUUGCGAAUGAGUGACAUCAUAAUCCUGCACACGCACCGGAAGGAGAAGUUUAAAGCUGUGUUACACAAAUACAUCCACCACCACAAUCUCAAGUUUGCCUCCUGUGGGAGCUAUUUUGUGACCACCCAGGACGAGUCGAUCCACUGCCUUGCUGCACCUUCUCUGCAGAGGUUGUUUCAGGCAGAGGAGUCUACAGACAUCCUGUGUUGUGAUGUGUCUUCUGACAACCAGUAUCUGGUCACCGGCUCUAAGAACAGUGCCACAGUUUACCAGCUCUUGUAUUGAAGGUUGUGAGCCAUGGUCCACAAUGAAGACCCAGAGAAGGCCAGUGGGCUGAGAGGUUGACCCCAGGGCUCUGGGUAACUUCAGUACCUCCCAUGCCUCUACCUUCUCCCUGGCCAGUCAUCUGUCCUCCCCUUCCCACCCAGCCCACACCUAGCCUUCCCUCCCAGGUUUUUAUUAUAUGGCUUAGGAAUUUUUCCUUUGUUAUUUUUCUACUACUGAUUUCUGGAUUUUGUAAUUAAUAAAAUAGAAAAG